AUCAAUACACAGGCUGUGUGGCGGUGUGAUGUUGCUGCCAUGGCGUGUGGGGGCAGCGCUGAUUGUGGUUGUCGCCGCAGGGCUGGCAGCGGUGGACGAUGACGUUUUACACAUCGGCGGGAUCUUCCCCAUCGCUGGUCAAGGAGGUUGGCAGGGAGGACAGGCUUGUGAACCAGCAGCAAAUCUAGCUUUAGAAGAUGUCAACAAGGCUAAAGAUUUACUGCCAGGAUACAAGCUCAAGCUUCACUGGAAUGAUAGUGAGUGUGACCCAGGCCUGGGGGCCUCAGUCAUGUAUAACUUGUUGUACAACAAACCGCAGAAGCUCAUGUUACUGGCCGGCUGCAGCACAACAUGCACUACGGUCGCAGAGGCCGCAAAGAUGUGGAAUCUUGUGGUGUUAUGCUAUGGAGCCAGUUCCCCAGCGUUGUCGGAUCGUAACAGGUUUCCGACGCUGUUCAGAACUCACCCGUCGGCCACUGUACACAACCCUACACGCAUCAAACUCAUGGAGAAGUUUGGAUGGUCCAGAGUGGCUAUACUGCAACAGGCCGAGGAGGUCUUCAUCUCGACCGUGGAGGACCUGGAAGCCCGUUGUAAGGAGAGUGGUAUAGAGAUUGUGACUCGUCAGAGUUUUCUGAGCGAUCCAACUGACGCAGUCCGCAACCUGAGACGACAAGACGCUCGUAUUAUCGUGGGGUUGUUCUACGUUGUGGCAGCCAGGCGGGUUCUAUGCGAGAUGUUCAAGCAACAGCUCUACGGCAAAUCUUAUGUCUGGUUCUUUAUAGGCUGGUACGAGGACAACUGGUUCGAGGUGCAGAUGGAGAAAGAACAUAUAGAGUGUAGCAAGGAGGAUAUGAGACGAGCAGCCGAGGGUCACAUCACCACAGAGGCGCUCAUGUGGAACCAGAACAAUCAACGGACCAUAUCCGGCAUGACCUCGGAAGAUUUCAGAGUGCGCUUGAAUGAUGUUCUGCGGAAGGGAGGAUAUGAUAUUGACAACCUAAGGUAUCCAGAGGGAUAUCAAGAAGCCCCAUUGGCUUACGACGCUGUGUGGUCAGUAGCGUUAGCUUUUAAUAAAACAAUGCAGAGGUUAAGCAGAGUUGGGAAAACUCUGAAGAACUUUACGUACACUGAUAAAGAGACUGCUGAUGACAUUUAUUCUGCCAUCAACUCAACUCAAUUCCUUGGCGUAUCUGGUUACGUGGCCUUCAGUUCCCAAGGUGACAGAAUCGCUCUUACCCAGAUAGAGCAAGUGAUCAACGGAACUUAUGUCAAGCUUGGUUACUACGACACUCAAGCAGACAAUCUCACGUGGUUCAACCGGGAAAAGUGGAAAGGUGGGAAGGUUCCCCAGGAUAGAACAAUAGUCAGGAGGGUCCUUAGAACCAUCUCGGUACCACUGUUUAUCUGUAUGUGGGCAAUCUCCAGCAUCGGAAUUGUUGCUGCGAUAUGCCUCAUCAUCUUCAACAUCUGCUAUAGACAUCGCAGAGUGAUCCAAUCUUCCCAUCCUGUUUGCAAUACCAUCAUGCUUGUGGGAGUCAUCAUCUGUCUCUCGUCCGUGUUCUUGCUUGGACUUGACGGCCAUUUUGUCUCUCCCCUGGUCUACCCUCUCGUCUGCCAGGCUCGCGUAUGGUUCCUCUCGCUUGGAUUCACUCUCGCGUACGGAGCCAUGUUCAGCAAGGUGUGGCGAGUGCAUCGUCUCACUACCAAGGCGAAGUCUGACACUCUGAAAAAGAUCGAACCGUGGAAGCUGUACACGAUGGUGGGAGGUUUGCUCGUCAUAGACCUUGUGUUCCUCCUCGCCUGGCAGAUCUAUGACCCGAUGCAGCGGAGAAUCGAAGUGUUUCCUCUGGAAGAUCCGGUCAACACUGACGACGACAUCAAGAUCCGCCCUGAACUAGAACAUUGCGAGAGCGACAGCAACAAUGUGUGGCUUGGUCUAGUCUAUGGCUACAAAGGUCUAGUGUUGGUGUUUGGACUGUUCCUGGCCUAUGAGACUCGCAGCAUCAAGGUGAAGCAGAUCAACGACAGUCGCUACGUCGGGAUGUCCAUCUACAACGUGGUGGUUCUCUGUCUCAUCACAGCACCCGUCACUAUGGUCAUCGCUUCCCAGCAAGACGCUAGUUUCGCCUUUGUUGCCCUGGCUCUGAUUUUCUGCUGCUUUCUAUCAAUGGCCCUGAUUUUCGUACCAAAGGUUAUUGAGAUCAUUCGCCACCCGAGAGACAAAGCAGAGUCCAAAUACAAUCCAGACGUUGGUGUUUCCAAAGAAGAUGAAGACAGAUAUCAAAAACUCCUCAUUGAAAAUGACGAACUGCAAAAGUUAAUAUCUCAGAAAGAAGAGAAGAUCCGCCUACUGAAGCAGAGACUUACGGAGAAGGAGAAGGGCGGCGGAGGUGGAGGCGGAACUUUACCCGAGCAGACAGCCGGACUCCUGACGGAGGGGGAGGGUGGAGAUGCUGUGCUCUAAGUUCUACGUCUCGAAUUUUCACCUCGAAUUUUUCCCUCGACUGAAGAUACAGAAUUGACUCCAACAAAAUUGAUGUUGAAACAUGAUCUGUUGAAGUUUCAACAUUCAGUUGUGGUUGUUUAAAUCCGUAGCCUUAUGGAGUAGAUUGUUUAGGGAAUUUUUUAGAGUUAAAAAUUAUUUAUGAACUGUUGUGGAAUAGAUUUUUAAAGUAUUGUUUGUACUGUACAAGAUGCAACUGUGAUUACAGUAAUAGUUUUUAUUUGCUGGAAUUGUAAUACAAAAAAUGUUAAAAAGCCUCUGAUUGUUAAAAACACUAAGGUUAAGUUUAAACUAUUCAUUGAAAUUCUAACGUGUAUAGUAUAAAUAAAUAGAUAAAAGUUUACAAGAAAAAAAUUUUUAAAAAUUAUUGUGAUUUUGUCAAAAGAGUACUUUUAACAAAUAAAUUAGACUACUCAAAACAAUCAAUUGUUUACUAUAUUUUUUUCCUAAAUAUAUUCGAUCAAAAAAUAUAUUAGUUUGUUUGUAGGAUGUUAUAUUAUUUGUGCCAAUUUUGUAGUAUACUUGUUUUUGUAUGUAGAUUGAUUGAGUAGUGUUAUUCUUAUGUAGAAGAUAUGUUGCCAAUAGUUGAUAUUCUAGAUUUUUUUGUACUUGUUAUAAAUACCUGUUUAUUUAAAUAAUAUUUGUAAAUAAUUCAUUGGGAAUAAAAGAUAUUUU
Macrosteles quadrilineatus (aster leafhopper) is the source of this 3181-nucleotide messenger RNA. RefSeq names its product gamma-aminobutyric acid type B receptor subunit 1 (gene GABA-B-R1). The record is from RefSeq and is a predicted model, not a curated record. Bases 29 to 2467 code for a protein of 812 amino acids. The transcript has 17 exons. Lineage: Eukaryota; Metazoa; Arthropoda; Insecta; Hemiptera; Cicadellidae. Gene Ontology annotation, cellular component: G protein-coupled receptor heterodimeric complex; membrane. Gene Ontology annotation, molecular function: G protein-coupled GABA receptor activity. Gene Ontology annotation, biological process: G protein-coupled receptor signaling pathway; gamma-aminobutyric acid signaling pathway.